GAAGACGUACGAGAGAAAUCUCUCUUUAGCUUGUCAUCGUUUCUCUACAAUUCUAGUUUAUAAAAAACGUUCGUUAACAAUUCAAUAACGUUUAAGCGUAUUCUUAUGAAUAAUUAUGAAUGAUAAUAGUUGGUAAUAUAGGACAAUUCGAGUGUUACCAAUCAGAGGCGUUGGAAAAACGCCGAACAUGGCGGUCGCGACGAAUUCGUUUGAUAGCUGGUUAAGCAAAAAAUUACAAGCAUUAAAUACGGACGAGGGUGUUUUCGGAUCUUACAUCAAAGGAAUAUUGGAGGGCGAUGAAACGGAGGAUGAAAAAGUCGAGGCGCUUGAAAGCAUACUCGCGGGCAUAACGGAGGACAAUAUAAGCAAGCAUGUAACCGAAAUCCUAAAUGCUUGGGCAGAAUGGUUACCAACGGAGGAAGUUGCCAGUCCUAAUGUGCCAACAGAGGAUGUCGAUGUCAGAUUGGCACGUAUGCUUGAAUCGCAGAGCCUUCCGACUACCAUUCAAAGAAGUUACACGGAGGAGGAGAGGCGAAUACGCGAGGCUAUAUUGGCCCAGUAUAGUCAAAUGUCCGAUGAAGGUGAUAGCGAGGGAGAUGGGGAAGAAGACGGUGCUGGGGGUGGAGAUUGCGGUAUCGAAAAGAAUUUGAAUGCCGCUACUAUAGCGCAACAAGAAAGAGAAAGGAGAGAGAAAGCAAAGUUAGAAAGUCAAAAAAAGAAAGAAAAGGAUAAGGAAGAUAGAGAGAAACAGAAGCAAUUAAAGGAAGAGAAAAAGGAGAAGCGCAAGACACAGAAAGGAGAGAGAAGAAGGUAGCACGAUUGUGAAAAAAUCGUACAGUCGCUUCCUCAUUUUAAAACAAGUGGAUCCCAUUAUGGGCUGAUUUACUUAUCCAUGUUUCUUCUUUCGCAUGCAAAAGUCUAUCGUUCAUUAAUAUCCCUCUUUUAUUAUCAGAAAGAUACAUAUUUUAAGCGAAUUAUGUGACGCUUCUUCAUCGAGAUAAUACGUACUUCAUAUUUCUUGUGGCAUAAUAGCGAAUCUUCUCGUGCCUUCGGUCUGUCUAAUAUACAUUAUCGUUCGGUGUAAUCUCUCCUAUCCAUUUAUCCUUUUUCUACUUUCUUUACGAUAUCGACGUUCCUUCGUAUUAUUUCGCGAUCUGCAUUCAGAGCUUGUAUACGAGUAAUAUUCACAGCUCCGUUUUAAAUUUUAUAGUUAAAAAGUUGUUCCAACUAUUGAUGUAUAUACAUAUUGUACUUACCUGUAUGCACAGCAUACUGCCUUUUUUCUCUCUUUUUUUCUUGAUUUUUUUCUUUUUUUUUUCUUUUCUUUCUUUUUCUUUUUUUUUUUUUUUUUCUUUGAUUAAACGAAUCACGUAUUUAAUAUGUUAAAUAAACUGCUCUAAUCGCUA
This is a messenger RNA of Vespa mandarinia (Asian giant hornet), 1406 nucleotides long. Its product is annotated as coiled-coil domain-containing protein 43. The record is from RefSeq and is a predicted model, not a curated record. Lineage: Eukaryota; Metazoa; Arthropoda; Insecta; Hymenoptera; Vespidae.